AUGUCGACUCUGGUCAGGAAGUCCCCAGCCUGUGUGAGGUCAUUAGUCAGGGCAGUAAGAUGUCUGGCGACCAGUUCUGGUUCUCCUCAAAAUGAUCAAGAGCAUCUGUCCAGGGGAAUAUCAUUUGAGCUGUCUCCAGAACAGUUGGAGUUCCAGCAAACAGCGCGCAAGUUUGCAAGAGAAGAAAUCAUUCCCAAGGCUCCGGAAUAUGACCUUUCAGGAGAGUAUCCCUGGGAUCUGGUGAAGACAGCUUGGUCCCUGGGAUUGAUGAACACUCACAUACCCCAGCAUUGUGGUGGCCUCAACCUUGGCCUGCAGGAAUGCUGUAUUGUAACAGAAGAAAUUGCUUAUGGUUGUACAGGUGUGCAGACAGCCAUUGAAGCUAACUCCCUCGGGGAAAUGCCAGUAAUCAUAGCUGGCACCAAAGAGCAGCAGAAGAAGUAUCUUGGAAGGAUGAUUGAAGAGCCACUCAUGUGUGCAUACUGUGUCACAGAACCAAGCGCAGGCUCCGAUGUUGCAGCCAUCCGAACCAAGGCAGAAAAGAAAGGAGAUGAAUACGUCCUUAACGGUCAGAAGAUGUGGAUCACCAAUGGAGGGGUGGCCAACUGGUAUUUCGUUUUGGCUAGAACCAGCAGUGACCCUCAGACACCUGCGGGCAAAGCCUUCACUGGGUUUAUUGUAGAUGCACAUUCCCCUGGCAUUAUCCUGGGAAGAAAGGAGAGGAACAUGGGUCAGAGGUGUUCGGACACGAGAGGAAUCACCUUUGAAGAUGUUGUUGUCCCUAAGGAAAUUGCCAUGGGAGCAUUUGACAGACCAGGCCUCCCGUUAA
Candidula unifasciata is the source of this 829-nucleotide messenger RNA. The record is from the annotation of a GenBank genome assembly. NCBI's taxonomy places the organism in Eukaryota, Metazoa, Mollusca, Gastropoda, Stylommatophora, Geomitridae.